Macrosiphum euphorbiae (potato aphid) is the source of this 237-nucleotide messenger RNA. NCBI's taxonomy places the organism in Eukaryota, Metazoa, Arthropoda, Insecta, Hemiptera, Aphididae. The record is from the annotation of a GenBank genome assembly.
AUGGGUAUAAAACUGCCUAGACAUGAGUCGUCUGUACUAAAUCGUCUUCGAACAGGCCAUGGACGUUGUGCUGAUAUGAUGUUGAAAUGGCGACUCCGAGGCAGCCCAGCAUGCGAUUGCGGCAACUAUGGACAAACCAUAAACCACAUUAUAAAGGAAUGUCAAUUAAGAAAAUUCAACCAGGGAAUCGAAGCAAUCCACGUGAUAACAAUGGAAGCAGUAAAGAGGAUAAGCUAA